Molecule: messenger RNA, 1732 nt
Organism: Cavia porcellus (domestic guinea pig)
Lineage: Eukaryota; Metazoa; Chordata; Mammalia; Rodentia; Caviidae
Gene: Pradc1
Product: protease associated domain containing 1
Exons: 4
Coding region: 784-1320 (178 amino acids)
Source: RefSeq, a predicted model, not a curated record
GGGUGUGUAGCUUUCUCUUUGACAAUGUAGCAUGUUUGCUCAAUUCCCUUCUCCUCUUGGACACCAGACCAAGACAUACAAUAAACUCAUUUAUUGAACGCUGACCGUGGGAUAAGCUUAUGCUAAGCAUCUUAUGUGAGUGAUCUCAUUUAACUCUUAACAACCCUAGUGCACUGGUACCGUUUUUGUGCCCACAUUACAGAUUACGCUGAGAGGUUAAGAAAGGUGUUCACAGUCACAGAUGCACAGCAAGUGGGAGCGAAGCGAGCGUGGGAAACUGGCUCCAAAGCCAGCUGUCUGGCUGUGCGCCGAUCAGCGCCUCCUCACAGGUGGGGUGCAUCAGCCCAUUGCCUCAGAAUUUGAUAACUGUGAGCGCGCAAUUGGUGAUGAAACUGGGCCGAGGACCACCACUUGGGCGCUAAACGAAUGCCUUCCCCCAGGAGGAAUUGGGGAGAAGGAGGGAACCCCUGGGAGAAGGAAAGUGGUUACUGAGCGAAGCUGUCACAAGCAAGAGCAGCAGACCAGGACUUUGCGCAGCUGAAGAGCUCCCUAAAGCCGCCCACCCCGUUACCCAGCCUCCUCGGCCCGCCCACUGCCAACCUGGUCUUGGAGAGUUGAAGCUAUACUGACAAACGGGGCGGGGCAGGGGUGAGGGCUAGCAGUUGCUGUUAAGAGUUUAGGCCAACCAGCCAUUGGCCCCACUUCUCUUGACCAAUAGAAAGUGGGCUAUGGCGCAGAGGCGGAAAAUAAAGCUUCAUGAGCAGGCGUCAGAACCAAUAAGCAAUGGGCCUCGUUCUCGUCCGUCAACCGGCGAAGAGAGCGGGUCUGGGGGCGGGAGGCCGGAGCAGCUGUCAAGCUAAAGUCCGGAGAGCUACGCGCGGCUGGACAGAAGAAAGCGCGGCGCCGGACCGGGCUCUGGAAAUGGUCCCUGGCGCCGCGGGCUGGUGGUUUCUGGUGCUCUGGCUGCCCGCGUGCGUCGCGGCCCACGGCUUACGCAUCCAUGAUUAUUUGUACUUCCAAGUGUUGAGUCCUGGGGACAUUCGAUACAUCUUCACAGCCACACCUGCCAAGGACUUUGGUGGUAUCUUUCACACGAGGUAUGAACAGAUUCACCUUGUCCCUGCUGAACCUCCAGAGGCCUGUGGGGAACUCAGCAACGGUUUCUUCAUUCAGGACCAAAUCGCUCUGGUGGAGAGGGGCUACAUGAUCCGUCGCUCUCUGGAACAGCAUGGGCUGCCAUGGGCCAUCAUUUCCAUCCCAGUCAAUGUCACCAGCAUCCCCACCUUUGAGCUGCUACAACCACCCUGGACCUUCUGGUAGAACUGGUUCCACAUUCCAGCCUUAAGUGACUCUGGACUGGGAAGGAGAAACCCAGAAAUUCUGCUAUUUGGAAUCUGGGGAGAGCAUCUGGAAACAAGUGGAACCAAGCAGAGGGAAGAAAGCCGAAGCACUGGCUCUCCCUUCACCAAGGCUCCCAAGGAUAUUUUGUGCUACAGGAAGCUGCAAGAAUCAGACUCCAGGGCUUCUGGCAGGAAUCUAGAACAAAAGGAGCUAGAGGCAGGCCACCUGAGAACGCACCUGUGACCUGUGACAUUCCACCUGGUUCAACCUACCCAAUCCACGGUCUCCCCACAAUGACCUUCACAGGAAUUGCUGGAGAAGUUUAAGUAAUUGGUGUCUGGGGACUCAAUAAACCCUCACUAACUUUAUAGCAAUAAAGCUUCUCAUCAGG